Messenger RNA from Scomber scombrus (Atlantic mackerel), 2236 nucleotides. Its product is annotated as WD repeat-containing protein 5. Gene Ontology annotation, cellular component: Set1C/COMPASS complex. The coding region runs from base 187 to 1188 and encodes 333 amino acids. The transcript is spliced from 14 exons. The record is from RefSeq and is a predicted model, not a curated record. Gene Ontology annotation, molecular function: histone binding. Lineage: Eukaryota; Metazoa; Chordata; Actinopteri; Scombriformes; Scombridae.
UCUCCUCGCAGCUUCUUCCCCGCAUGCAAACAUCCAGGAGCCAGCCGUGUGAAAUAUGCGUUAUACAUGAACAUCUGAAUACAAAUACAAGCAUUUUUUACUUACCAGUCUUCAAGGGGAGUAACAAUCUGACCGUGAAUCUGCAUUAAAUCCCGAUAGUGCACAGUAGAUGCUCAUUCACUCACCAUGGCAACAGAGGACAAGAAACCAGAGACCGACACAAAACCUCCAGUGGUGCCAUCAUCAUCUUCCAGUCAAAGCAAGUCUGCUCCUGCCAAGCCUAACUACAGCCUGAAAUUCACGUUAGCCGGCCACACUAAAGCUGUCUCCUCUGUCAAAUUCAGUCCAAGUGGAGAAUGGCUUGCCAGUUCGUCUGCCGAUAAACUCAUCAAAAUCUGGGGAGCGUAUGACGGCAAGUUUGAGAAAACUAUAUCUGGGCACAAACUCGGCAUAUCUGACGUGGCCUGGUCCUCGGACUCCAACCUCCUGGUGUCCGCAUCUGAUGACAAAACCCUGAAAAUCUGGGACGUCAGCUCGGGGAAAUGCUUAAAAACUCUAAAAGGUCACAGCAACUAUGUCUUCUGCUGCAACUUCAACCCCCAGUCCAAUCUUAUCGUGUCAGGAUCGUUUGAUGAGAGUGUAAGGAUAUGGGACGUGAAGACUGGGAAAUGUUUGAAAACUUUGCCUGCUCAUUCAGACCCUGUCUCUGCUGUUCAUUUCAACAGAGACGGCUCCCUGAUUGUGUCCAGUAGCUAUGACGGACUUUGCCGAAUCUGGGACACAGCAUCGGGGCAGUGUUUAAAGACACUCAUAGAUGACGACAACCCUCCUGUGUCAUUUGUGAAGUUCUCCCCCAAUGGGAAAUACAUCCUGGCUGCUACACUGGAUAACACACUGAAGUUGUGGGACUACAGCAAAGGAAAGUGCUUGAAAACAUACACCGGCCAUAAAAAUGAGAAGUACUGCAUAUUUGCAAAUUUCUCAGUCACCGGCGGAAAGUGGAUCGUGUCGGGCUCAGAGGACAACAUGGUGUAUAUCUGGAACCUGCAGACGAAGGAGAUCGUGCAGAAACUGCAGGGCCACACAGACGUCGUCAUUUCGACCGCCUGCCACCCGACAGAGAACAUCAUCGCGUCUGCGGCUUUAGAAAACGACAAAACCAUCAAGCUAUGGCGAAGCGACUGCUAAGCCCUCCCACCCCCCUCCCUUUUUGGAUCUGUUGGGCCAUUCAUAUUUCUUUUUUUCUUCUUUUUUUAUAAAUAUUUUUUUCUACGUUUUUGUUGUAAGAAAAUCAGACUUUUUUUCUAACAGAGAGCUCCUGCUGGAUGCAGAGGGCUUUCAGGUAAUGAAAUUCAGCAAUGAAGAACCAAAAUAAGAUACAUCAGCUCUACAGUGGACUCGCAUCCAAAAUAUCCCCAUCUGUCUUCAAACGCAUCACCAGAUUGUGUUGUCUCGUUUGGUUAAUGGAUGACUUUUGUUCCACUCACUUGUUAAUGUCAGUUAUGGUGCUUCAGUAUUUUUUUUUGUAACACUGCAUUAACCCUUUUAUGUCACUGCUUCACUUCAAACCGGCUUCCACAUGUGCAUUUAUGAUCCUGUACAAUAAAUCUAAUGGUUAUUUGGCCUUACUACAGUUUUUAUUUGCCUUUUAAUUUGCCUGUGUAAUUGUAUAGUACCGUCUUAAUGACUUCAAGGUGGAGAGAUGACUAUAACAACAGGUACCCAAGGAUCCCUCCUGUUCUAUUAUUUAUUAAAAUGGUACCACUAUUUUUUUCUCCUUAAUAUUAAAUGUCAGAGCUCAAGUAAGUGCAGUGUGCCGUAACAACAAGAUAUACUUUCCAAUUUUGUAAGUUCCGUGCUCAUUAAAUCAAGAUUCACGAUGUCACAGAUAAUAGUUUGAUAGUCAAAAAUUAACUAAAUGUCAGUACUUUAUCUACCAGAGCAUUGAAUUAAAAGUCCACCUAAUUAAUUUUUUUUUUUUUUUUACAUUUUCCAGCUUACAACAGUGACCAAAUGCAGUUUCUUUGUGUUUUAGUAUUUGUACAUAUGACAUUGACAUGUAUCGUGAUUUAUUUUAGCUGUUUUUUUUAAUGUUCUGCUUGUUUAGCUCAUAGUUCUGCACAUAAAGCCAGCAGCAUCUGUUCUUUCUGUAGUUAACCUGGGUUUUAUGGACUAUAUGUUUGCAUUGGAGAACUAUAACCUGCAACUUAAUAAAACCAGUUUUUUGUAUGUUUCA